AUGUCUGCCCCACCACCGCAUGCUGUACUCAACUCUCAGCGCCUGAUCUUGUCCACCCCCCAAUCCAAAAUCCAUUUCGCCCUCCUCGGAACGGCCCUUGUAGAUGCACUCGGCGGUCCAGCAGAAUUCCAUCGUCGAUUCACAUUCCCAUUCGUUGAUGAGAUGACAGAGAACGCUAACUUUGACGAGGAUGGCGAGCCGCUGAAGAAGGGGGUCUGGACGGAUGAUACGAGCAUGGUUCUAUGUUUGGGGUGGUCGAUCGCAACAUUCAAAUCUCGACAUGGACUUGGCGGGGAGCCCGGUGAUGGGUUUGAUGAAGCCGACCAGUUGGAUGCAUAUGUACAGUGGUGGAGAGACGGGGAGAUGAGCGCCAUCGGGAGGUGCUUCGACAUUGGCAACACCAUCGCGAACGCACUGCGAACGUGGACCGCGCUCACCGAGCCGCCACGCUCCAAGCUCAGCGGCGAAUCCCUGAAGCCCUCUUCCGCAGACACCAGUAAUAACCCUGAUCGGCAAUCGAAACAACAACGUGCAUUGCAAAAGAUCGCCAAAGAUCUCUCGAAGCCAGCGUUCAGCGGCAACGGUUCGCUGAUGCGCGUCAUCCCCGUGGGGCUCGCGUACUACCGCUAUGUCGUAGGGAAACAGGGUGCAUUCGACGAAAGUGGCGACAAGAUUAAGCUUGCGAAGUUUGGACAGGUGCAAUUGUCAGGAUUUUGCACCGUUGCGAGGCCGCUGCAGUAG
Molecule: messenger RNA, 741 nt
Organism: Pleurotus ostreatus (oyster mushroom)
Lineage: Eukaryota; Fungi; Basidiomycota; Agaricomycetes; Agaricales; Pleurotaceae
Exons: 2
Coding region: 1-741 (246 amino acids)
Source: RefSeq, a predicted model, not a curated record